Molecule: messenger RNA, 627 nt
Organism: Didymodactylos carnosus
Lineage: Eukaryota; Metazoa; Rotifera; Eurotatoria; Philodinida; Philodinidae
Source: the annotation of a GenBank genome assembly
AUGCUUGAAAAGGCUACUGACAGAUCUUAUGGCAUGUGCGUUGGUAAAUCAUGUUUAUUAUUGCAAUUUACUGAUAAAAGAUUUCAACCAGUACAUGAUCUGACAAUUGGUGUGGAAUUUGGUGCACGAAUGAUUACAAUUGAUGGUAAACAAAUAAAAUUACAGAUAUGGGAUACAGUAAAUAUAAUUGAAAUGAGUUUUAAUCUUUGCAUAUCAUAUUAUCGUGGAGCAGCAGGAGCUCUGCUUGUCUAUGAUAUUACGCAACGUCAUACAUUUAAUCAUCUAACAAGUUGGCUAGAAGAUGCACGCCAACAUUCUAAUUCAAAUAUGGUUAUCAUGUUAAUUGGAAAUAAAUGCGAUUUAUUUGCACGCCGUGAAGUACAAAAAGAGGAAGGUGAAGCGUUUGCACGGGAACAUGGUCUUAUUUUUAUGGAAACAUCUGCUAAAACAGCUGCUAAUGUUGAAGAGGCAUUUAUAAACACUGCACGAGAAAUAUACGGCAAAAUCCAAGAAGGAGUAUUCGAUCCAACAAACGAGGUUAACGGUAUUAAAAUUGGUCCUCAACAUGCAAAUCCGCGUACUGGAGAGCGUCCUAGUUCAUCAGCUGAAAAAGGCGGUUGUUGCUAA